AUGGGCUUACCCCUCGACGAAUUCACGUUCUUCGCUGAGUUACCGAUGGAGAUUAGGUUGGUGAUUUGGCGCUUCGCCUUUCCCCGAAGCAGAAAUAUCAAGCUGGAUUUCGACGUCAAUGCAGUGAAACACAACUUGAGCGUCGGCGCAUUAUCAAAUACCGAAGUGGAGAUUGAAGCUCGCUGUCCACUACCGGUCACUCUCUACGUCAAUUCGGAAAGUCGCAAGGAGACACUCAAGCACUACACUAUCUUUAAACGUCACCAAGAGUACUCUGCCCCUAAAGUAUUUCGACCACUGUGCUAUAGCGCUACGAGGGAUAUCGGACACACAUCAUAUUCUCCGAUUUAG
Messenger RNA from Cadophora gregata, 351 nucleotides. RefSeq lists its product as uncharacterized. NCBI's taxonomy places the organism in Eukaryota, Fungi, Ascomycota, Leotiomycetes, Helotiales, Ploettnerulaceae. The coding region runs from base 1 to 351 and encodes 116 amino acids. The transcript is spliced from 2 exons. The record is from RefSeq and is a predicted model, not a curated record.